CAGAUGAACAUGUAACGUUGAAAAACAGCAUUUCUAUAAUUACGUGAGUUUCAAUUUAGAUACACUUAUGGAAGACCGGUCAAAGGCGUGGCUUGUGUGACUGCAAAAUCGGUAUACGACUAUCGUUAUCGUCUACCUCGAACGCGUGCGUCACAAACAUGCAAAAAGAUCGAUGGAAUUACCAACUUCAACAUGUUACUAGGAUCAAACUUUUAUGUAUCUAGAAUCUACUAUAAGCGAUAUUUGUCCCACGUCGAGUUCAAUGUAACAGUAAUAGAAAAAGGAACACAGACAGCAAUCAAUUCAACAGAGACGGUAGUAACAUCCGAAUAUGAUUAUGUUGCCAGCUUCCUACCGGGAUCACCCAGAAUGUUUAAACCAGGACUGCCUUUCACCCUAAAGGUCAAUGUAAUGACUCCUGAUUUGGUGCCGUUUUUCAAUCGAACCAACGUCACCUUGGACUUUUUUGUAUCGCAAUAUCCAUCAAACAGAAAAAUUCAUUCUACUGUUGUUGAGGCUAUCAACGGUACGGCAGAAUUUGAAGUGUUUUUGGAAAGAAAUCAUUUUAGUAACGACAUCGUCGUAAAGGCGAUAGUCGAUUCCGCAAAUACAGCCAUACACACAAUUCAAGUAAAUGGUUUUAUCGGUAAACCUCAGAUCACCACCAGAUCAGAAGAAGAAUUAUUAUUUCCUGGUAGCAAUGAGUUGACAUUCUACACAACUCAAGCGGUCGAAACAAAUUUGUUUUUGCUGUCAUCCUCAAAAGGAGCACUUCUGCGUUCCUGGACUAAAACAGUGAAAGCGAAAAAGUCUGGAAAGUAUUUGGGAUUAUACGAAUUUCGUAUUUCUAUUGAUGUCAGCUGUGCAAUGACUCCUCAGUUUCAUCUCGUUUCCUACUAUAUCGGAGAGAAAAACACCGCAAUUGCUGAUGUCAUCACAUUGAGAGUGCAGCCCUGUUUUCAACACAAGGUCAACGUGGCUUUUAACUUAAAUGAGACAAAACCUGGAAGAAACAUACAAAUGUCGAUAACAGCAGAUCCUGGUUCGAUGGUAUUAGCUGAAAUGUCAAAAUACGACGUUCAUUCUAGCAUUUCCGACGACGACGAAUCGAGUUUGUAUAGUUUAAGCAACCCAGUAACCGGUGGUUUGAGAGACUGGUGGAGAUCGUGGUGGCCCAACGCUGAAUUUCCUCAAUCAUUUCGAGCGGCAGGUAUAGCAGUCAUGAGCAGUUACCACUUUGAAGGUAAAAAGGUUUAUCGCUUCAAACGUCAAGUUGGUUCGGGUGACGGCGGAGAAGACGAGGAAGGUGGUUUAGCUGGCAUUGGCAGAGUAAGAACUUUCUUUCCCGAAACGUGGCUGUGGGAAGAUCACAUCGCAGAUGCUAACGGCCAUGUGGUGUUGAACUUGACAGUUCCUGAUACUGUCACUACGUGGGUGGCCGACGCGUUCGCUAUCUCAGAAUCUUCAACUUUUGGAAUAGCCGAGAUGCCUGCAACUGUCUUAGCGUUUCAACCAUUUUUCGUGUCGCUCAGUCUUCCAUAUUCGGUCAUUCGAGGAGAAGAGAUGACUGUGAUCGCUACAGUCUUUAAUUAUUAUCACGAAAAUCUCACGGUGUUGGUGGUACUUGAGAAGCAAUUAUCAGAAUUUAGAUUUUCCGACGGAGACGGCAGUAAGAGAAAUACGACUAUCUUAGUUCAGUCAAAAGACAGCGCUACCGUUCGUUUCCAUAUCGUACCGUUGCAAUUGGGAUACAUUCCGCUCAAAGUAUUGGCCUAUUCCUCAUUAGAUUCCGACGCAGUGUUGAGGACUCUUUUAGUAGAACCGGAAGGAGUUGAAAAACGUGAUUCUCAAAGUGCUUUUGUUUCUUCAUCAACUAAUUUAGAAUUUCCUCUGGAAUUGCCGAAUUAUGUCGUCAAUGGUUCCGCUAGGGUCGUCUUGUCUAUGACAGGUGAUUUCAUAGGUCCCGCCAUAAGCUGCCUUGGUUCCCUUUUAAGAAUGCCAUAUGGAUGUGGAGAACAGAACAUGAUCAACUUUGCUCCAGCCGUCUAUAUCAGAAAGUAUCUCGUAGAAACCGAUAGCCUUACGCCCGCGACGGACCAAAACACGAGAAAAAUAAUGAGUACAGGUUAUCAGAGAGAAUUGACGUACCAAAGAAGAGACGGCUCGUACGCUGCUUUCGGAGAUCGCAGUAGGAAAGGAAGCUUGUGUCUGACAGCUCUCGUUAUGCGUGUUUAUGCUCAAGCGUUACCGUACAUGUACAUCGACAUCGAAUCGAUGAGCCGGUCGCUUUGUUGGUUGAUAAAUCAGCAAAGUGAGGACGGAUCUCUAGGAGUGAAAGUUGACGUCAUACACGGAGGAUUGUAUUGUGCAUCGGUCGGCUCAAAAGAAACUGUUCAAUUAGAAUUAACGGCAUACAACAUAAUGGCACUUUUAGAAGUGAAACGCAAAUUGAAAAACAAGGUAAUUCAUUGA
Molecule: messenger RNA, 2472 nt
Organism: Corticium candelabrum
Lineage: Eukaryota; Metazoa; Porifera; Homoscleromorpha; Homosclerophorida; Plakinidae
Product: CD109 antigen-like
Exons: 15
Coding region: 193-2472 (759 amino acids)
Molecular function (GO): endopeptidase inhibitor activity
Source: RefSeq, a predicted model, not a curated record